AGCACACUAACCUCAAGAAGCAGCCCGCGUACCCCCUCAUUGAGGCCACAGGCGAUUUAUUUUGUGCGACAGCUUACGCUCAUUACGCCACCCAUCACGUGUAUAGAGGCUGCCGCAGCUCACCGUUUGCGAGCCACAAGUCAAGCCCCCUGCUUCAUCUUGGUGCAGUACCCAACGGCCCUCUUUGCGACAUCGGGCUCAUUCGUCAAAAGCCUUCGCGGCGAGCAAGCACGACCCCCGCUGACAAGCAAAUCCAAGCAAAGUACUCCGGAAACUUCAACAUCAUGUCCGACACGAGCAUCCAUUUGCAGCGUCUGCAGCGCGUGUGUGAGACGACCAAGAACUCGCUCAACAUCAGUACGCAGGUGGCGCUGGCCGGCGGCGUCGCUGCGCCUGCCACCAUGUACCAAAUGGACAUAUCCUUCCGUAGUACGCGCAACAAGUGGAGCAUUGCCAAACGCUACUCGGAGUUCUACGCAGUACGCCAGCAACUACGCAAGUUCCUCAAGCAGUACAAGCAACAUCUCGGAAGCGGCAUUGACUGCCCGCCCCCACUACUGGCGCUGGACAAGACGCUUGAAGCUGCCUUCCCACGCCGUCAUUUUCGCUGCGACAACAACAUGAUCAUCGCUGAGCGUCGAACGGCACUCGAGGUAUUCGUGCAGUCGCUAGUCAAGAUCAUCGCCAGUAUCCCCAUGACAGCUGAUGUUUCUGGUACUAGUAAUGCAGCAGCUACAGCUGAGGCCAAACAGUUACUGGCACUCUACUCGAUCCUACGCGACUUCCUUGAGUACCCGGACAAGCAGAUCGAAAGCGAGACCAAGCUCAAGUUGGCUGUAUUGUCGCUUGAAGACGUAGUUGUGGACUCUCGGAGCAACUUACUCGAAGCAGUGGAGGGUCUAAGCACCAGUGACUGUUGCAGCAUCUGCCUCGGCGAGUGGGAUGACGAGGAAUGCGUCGGCAUGAAUGUGGUCAAGCUACCGUGCUUACAUGCCUUCCACGAGGAAUGCCUGCUAGAAUGGCUGCAGGGUAACACUCACUGUCCAAUGUGCCGUGAGGAGCCCAGAACCACCGACUCGCGCGCUAGCAUGGAUGACAGUGCCACCUGCUGCCAUGACCACGCCAUCAAAGCGAAUGCAGCAGCUUGUACGGACAGGCACACAUUCGGCUAAGCUUGAGUGAAGAGUUACUAGCUAGAUAGUGCCCCCAUUGCUCAUUUAUUGCCAACGGAAAGUAAUAGAACUUAUUGUACUUA
Molecule: messenger RNA, 1255 nt
Organism: Phytophthora infestans T30-4
Lineage: Eukaryota; Oomycota; Peronosporomycetes; Peronosporales; Peronosporaceae
Exons: 1
Coding region: 285-1172 (295 amino acids)
Biological process (GO): ubiquitin-dependent protein catabolic process
Molecular function (GO): phosphatidylinositol binding; ubiquitin protein ligase activity
Source: RefSeq, a predicted model, not a curated record